Messenger RNA from Microsporum canis CBS 113480, 1254 nucleotides. RefSeq lists its product as hypothetical. Gene Ontology annotation, cellular component: RNA polymerase II transcription regulator complex. The record is from RefSeq and is a predicted model, not a curated record. NCBI's taxonomy places the organism in Eukaryota, Fungi, Ascomycota, Eurotiomycetes, Onygenales, Arthrodermataceae. Gene Ontology annotation, molecular function: transcription cis-regulatory region binding; DNA-binding transcription activator activity, RNA polymerase II-specific. Bases 1 to 1254 code for a protein of 417 amino acids. The transcript has 4 exons.
AUGGGUGGAAACUAUCCUGCGUCCAUCAACUUAGGGCCUCCUCCAACUGUCCCGAAGAAAAACCCGUCGUUGGUGAACAUGUCAUUUCUCAAGAACUUCAAUGAUCCGUUGAAGAAGGUAACUGAUGAACAACGGCAACAGCCAAAACGGCGUGGUCCUAAGCCGGACAGCAAACCCGCACAAACCAGAAGACAAGAAUUGAACAGACAGGCGCAAAGGACGCAUCGUGAGCGCAAGGAACAAUACAUCCGAGCGCUAGAGGUUGAGAUAUCUCGCCUCAGAGAAGGAUAUGCCAGCGAUAUUGAAGGAGCAAACAUGUCCAUCAUGCAACAGAGACAGAAUCUAGAGGAGUUGAAAGAGGAAAACCGAGUUCUAAAGGAGGUCCUUGCAUGUCAUGGCAUCAACGUCGAGGCUGAAUUAGAAAGACGCAAAAUUGCGAUCCAGAAUACCCCGCAAGAAAGCAGUUACGGUGGUAGCACGACAAUCCAGACUGCUCCUGAUAUGGGUAGCAUGAACUACUUGGGCACUCCGGAAACCUCCAUAUCUGCGGGUAGAAGCCCUGGAACUACAACAUCGGAGACCGUACAACAACCCACUGCUGGAUCAAGCAACCCGUACUUCGAAUCAGCUGCUCCUCAGCCAGGUGUGAGCUAUCAGCUAUCAUCCAAUGGUUUUGGUGGCGAAAGUGCCUUGGUCAGUAGUACCCCCGGCGUUUUCGAUGUUGACCCGCAACUUGGGAUAGAUUUUGUCCUUCACCUUGAAAAGCCAUGCAAUUGGCACAUGGAAUUUCUUUGCCGCCGAGCGCACGACGAUGAAAACCAAGAGGCGGUCUCUGGGCAUAUGCUGAUGGCAACAUGCCCAACUCCGUCAGUGAUAGCGAACACUGAGCGAGGCCAGACCUAUACGACAAAGACCUACGACCUCCCGCCCGUAAACCUGAACACUCUUCUUAAUCUUAGCAAACAACUCGUAACCGAUGAUGAGAUUACCCCGAUAAUGGCACUGCAACUUCUUCGAAGCCACGAGGCAUACCCAUAUCUGACCAGAGAAGAUGUAACCAACAUGAUGGACGAUCUUGCAGCGAAGGUCCGCUGCUAUGGAUUCGGCGCCGUCCUGGAGAACUUUGAAGUAAUGGACUCCCUGAACAGUGUGUUGACCAGCAAGAUGGACUACGCAUUUGCUAGCCCUGAUGGCAGCUCAUCGCUCAUCUCGCCACCCAUCCAGAGCGCAGAGGUACUGGAUAUGUACUCGUGA